GCUAGAAACAGUAACGCGAGAUGAUUCGCCAAAAAAGCCAGAUUUCUAUCCAUCAUGAUACUGCCGUUGAUCUUGGCAUCGUAUCUACUUACGAAAGGUUCUUUGCUACACGGCAUUCUGAUAUACCAAUGAUAGUUUGGACAUCUUCCCAUAGCUACAUUCAGCGCAGUGCAUCAUACCAUCUGGUUAUUUGACUGCGGCACCCAGUCUUCAUACCCAGGAACUGCUUUCAUGUUGCGUGAUGUCAUAUUCGAAUCCUAUGUUGAUCAGCGUUUACACCAUGAUCUUCAUCCCGCGUUCGCAUCUCAGUGGCGGUAUACGAUGGUUUAUCUAUAUCCAAGACCACUGAUAGUUUCAGAUUUUCUCCUCACAACCGCGUUCAGAUCGACUCUGUACUAUCUGUCUACUUCAAACAGUACCCACCCUUUCACGUCUCGCUAUAUGUUGCUCCGGCUUACUAUUUCAUUUUGUUUCUACUUCGCUACUUCAACUGGCGGCGGCUUCCUUCCUGAUGGUCUUCAAGGAGGAGAUAUAUCAGCUGGAAUAUCUCUAGAUCUGCCUCUGCCGGUACCUCUUGGUAAUACAAACAGCCCUACUCCGACGCUGCCUUCUGCUGGUAGUACCUCUUCUGGAACUAACCUCACUUUAUCAUUAACCAGCAUCAUUGGAAACAACACAUCAGUGUCCACUAAUUCUACAUUUACCUCGGAAUCAACAUCCUCCUUCCCUCCUUCGAGUUCCUGGUCUGCAGACACAACAUCUCAGACCACCUCCCAAACCACGGGGAGUGCGAUCACCACUGGUGGUGCUCUACCAACAACCACCUCCCCAACCUCCCAAUCCACGUCCCUCCCAAUCAUUGGCGCCACGGUUGGGUCCUUCGUAUUCAUACUGCUCCUUCUAUGUGCCCUCAUAUACACCCUCCACCGACGGCAGCACCGGAGGAAACAUCCUUUCGUAUUUCACCGUGAUAUGAUGGUUCGGCAAGAGCACUCUGAAUCGAAUCUGCCUCUUACGCCGGCAGUAAAAGAUUCAGAGAACACUGGGGAUGCGGAAAAACACGCUUUGUACGGUUCUACAGACAAAGAAGACCCUGCUCCGUCAGGCAACACAUACAGAUCAGCAGAUACAGCUACAUGAUGUCUUGGCGAAACAGAAAACUGAGCUCAAGACAGGAUCGACGCUGGGUGGAGAUGUGCAAGAUGACUUGUCAGUCGAGGUUUCGAGGAUCCUGAUUUCGGUGUAGAGAUGGCGUUAUAUGUAAUUUCUAUCUCUAGACAUUCAAUAUUUUCUGUAAACUAUACUUUACUGUUCACUCAAUAAUCGGUUGAAGGUAAAGCUACGGACAGAAAAACUAAAAAAGUCAUUUUACUUCCAGGCCAGCGUUCUAUGUACCGCGGAUCCCAAUUCGGCAUGAAGAAUGCUACCACUAGAGGCGUGACAGCAGCAAUGAGUCUGACUUUGAUAACGUCCCGAUGUACUGGAUGUGAAAGAAUGAGUAACGCGGAAUGGACUGUUAUCCUAAAGUAAAUG
Molecule: messenger RNA, 1533 nt
Organism: Desarmillaria tabescens
Lineage: Eukaryota; Fungi; Basidiomycota; Agaricomycetes; Agaricales; Physalacriaceae
Exons: 8
Coding region: 232-1140 (302 amino acids)
Source: RefSeq, a predicted model, not a curated record